UGCUCUUCUUCUCUGCUUCCACACAAUCUUUGUGGGCCGGCGUGACGUCGCCCAGCUCCGCCUCUUUAUGCAAAACCGCCCUCGGUAUCCGGAAAUUAACAAUCCCGUGAUGUCAGGGCAGUGCUAGCCUUCGUAGCGUCGGAAUGACUUAAGUGCCUUCCUCGGCUCGGUCCUGAAAACUUUCCGGGCUGUUGCUGUCAGCUAACAGUGUACCUCCGCCGUCGUCCGCCGACAUGGGGUUAACGGGUCUGAAGGCUGGCAGAAGGACGUGUCCUUCCGCACGGACGGGACGAAGCCUCUCGUAGGACCUAACAGGAUGCCCCUCGGUUAGCCUCUCCGGAGCCUGAGGUCAGAUUUCUGUGCCACACAAGCUAGCAGGCUUGUUCGAAGCUAUUCCGAGUUAUGGCGCGGCUGGUGUUGGAGCAACUGUCAGAUUUUGGGGACUAUACAGGCGGCAAAGAGCUGACCGAGAUCUUCAAAGUGGCCAGCAACGAGCAUAAAAAUAUCCUGCCAAGUGUUCGCCUGAGCCCAGAUGGACGUCACAUCCACGUUAACCUCCGCAAGCCUAAGGUCGGUCUUGUGACUUUUGACAAGUGUGACAGACCCCAGCUGACCCAGAGCCAGCAGAGGCUGGAUUUGUGUCCGACACGUACCGUGCCAGUCGUGGAUAUUUUGUAUCUGGACCACAACAACAACAGCAGCAGCAGAGGCGCGGCGGCGGUGGCCGUGGUUUAUGAGGAUGGGAAAGCUGAGUUCUGGAAAUUCCGGGAGUGCAAAGCCGGCUGGCAUCUCCUGCAGACGUCAGACUUGUGCAACAGCCCCCGAGCAAAAGUGGUGUCCGUCUGUGCCUGCUCCAAUCUCAUCAUCUGGUGUGAGGAGAGGCCGGCCUCGGAGAGCUCCCCUGCCCUCAGCUCCACCAGGAACAAGCUGAGAUACUGUGUCUGCAGACGGGACUUUGAGGUGGAGGAAGGGGCUGUCAGCCUGGGGGGAGUGAAAAUCGCCCUGCACAAUAAUCCUAAAUUCACCGUGGUCAGCUCGGGCGAGUACGUGCACCUCCUCCCUGACCUGAAAGCAAAGUCGCUGUUGAGCAUCUCCAGUUUUUUCCUCUCCUGGUCCCCUCACCAUGACUCCUUCACAGUCAGCACCGCAUGUAAGAACACUCCCCUGAAGAGGCUGUCGGCCAAAGAAUCCGACUUUAAGCGGUUGGUGACGGACUGUUUGGGAUAUUUAUCGACUCUCGAGCCGCCCGAGAUCUGCAGCGUCUCUCCUGCAGCCUGCGGAGGCCUGCUGCUGCUGCUCAGCACGGGCUGGGUGUGCCUUCUGGAGAAGGAAGGGGUGCUGCGACAGGUGUACAAACUGGCAGACAGCUGCUCGGUAAAAUGCGGGGCGCACGCUAGCCUCUGCAUGUAUGAGGACACCCUGGCGCUGCUGGUGGGGCAGAACCUGCACUUGAUCGACUUGAAUUGCGGAAGAGAGCUGGAGAGGAUCGCGCUGAAGAAAGAGGGGUUAUUAUUUACGAACCGGGCCGAAAGCUGCACCCCUCACCUGAUCUCAGAGACUGGACUUUUUGUGGUCGUGAAGAAGGAGACGGACUCCAGAGACUGCAGUACUAAGGCAAGCACGGUGGACAGUCUUCAUCCUGGAGCCCUCCUGGUGGAAGCUGUCUUCGAGGAGGCCUGUAAAUACUACCAGCAGAGGAGCCUGAGCAGCACCCAGCUCACUGUGGACGCGCUGAAGAAAGGAGGCAGGUUCCAGGCUCCCAUCUCUCUAGCCUCCAUCCUCAGGAACUACCUCAACGUGGGGUCGUGGCAGAAAGGAUCAGAGCUACCCCAGAAUGGAGGAGCCGGUCGCACAGCGGGGCAGGACAAGCUAAUGGGCUCCCUGGAGGCUGAGCUCAAGGCUCUGGUUUCUCUGGAGGAGGUGAAGGGGAGCUUGGUGAGGGGAAGCGCGAAAGAGGUGGAGGCGGUGUGCGAAGACCUGGUCGAGAAAGAGGUCACCAGGCUGCUGUCGUCCUCGGAGCUGGAUAAUGAGUCUCUGCUUUACCUCAACUCCAUCUUCAGCCUGUUUCCCCACCAGAUGUGGAGGGCAGUGCAGGCUGCCCUUCAGCUACACUACAACGGGGAGGGCUCUCUGUCCAGCAGGGCUCCCCCGGACGUGUGGAAAACCGUCCUCAGUCCUGCUGUGACAGCCAGCGCCCCGGCCUCCCUCCCUCUGACGAACGGCAGGCCGAAACACAAUCACAGCCUCAAAGGCGAUCACGUAACCAACUGCAGAGCCAAACCUACAAGCCCCUGUCCCUCAGCCGCCCUGCCUGUGUUUGAGCUCCUCUGCCGCUCAGUCUUUCACUUCCAGCCAAGCUGGUUGCCCAGGUUCCUCGAGCUCGCCCAGGAGCAGCAGGGCUCAGCCGGCCUGGGCCUGAGCCUGGCCUCAUCCUCCUGGAGCUUCUCCAGCGGGCGAGGAGGGGAGGGCGGGGAGAACAACGUGCCGCUCUACAAACGAGCCCUGUGCGUCUUGUCCAGCCUGAGGCCGGACAGAGACCUGCACCAGGACUUGGAGGUGGAGCUGCUGCUGGUCAGCGGGCGGCCCAACGCCAUCCUCCAGGCUCUGAGGAUCCUCAUGGCCAAGCAGCAGUGGGAGCGGGUCAUGCAGGUGGCGCAGAAGUUCUGCAAGCAGAGUCCGCUGCUCAACAAGGAGAUUUUCACCGUUCUGCUGUGCGAGGUGGCCCAGCACAGAGACCUGGACCCCUACCUGGAGCUGCUGUGGGUGCUGUGCCCAGAGGACCUGACUGUCACCACUAUUCUCAACUUGGUGCUGAAAAACCUCCCCUCUCCGAACACACCGCCCUCAUCCUCCUUCUCCAUGUCCAGCACAUCUCCCUCAUCCCCUGCUCCCUUCGCGGACUCCCAGAGCAGCCAGCUGACCAUCGGGCUGUUGAAACCUCUGCUGAGGAAAGUCCUUCAGAGGGAGACCAAACCCAGCCAGCGCUACGCUGACAUCCUCCAGUCGCCGACGUUCCCGCCCCCCGCGCCUCCGCGGCAGCCUGUGGAGCAGCCCGGCACGGACUCAGCUCUGGGCGGCCAUGUCGCACCCGAACAACAACAGUCGUCCACACACACAUCUGUCCCACAAGCCAGGGUGACACUACCUGCAAACUCAGUGUGAUUUAUGAACAGACACUGAGCAUGGAGAACAAGACACCCGUCUCACGAAUCAUUCCACACUGUGAAGCUGUGUGACAAUCAGCUUAAAACAGAACAGCAUCUUACCGGUACCAUCAGUGUAAUGCAGUAUAUUGUGAUGUUUGACGGUGUUUUUAAAGCGAGUGGUAACGUCAGACAAAGUACGACUACUAGAAAACUAUGAAAUGACUACUGAAGAUCUUACCAGUGUAAAUACUGCAGGUGAUUUUAAGUCUUAAUGUGUAUAUAAUGUAUCUGCAUUGUUAUUUAUCUCUUAAGCCUUUACUGCACAUGGAUGAGAACAUCAUCACCUAGACUUGCUUCAAAUAAGCUUAGCCUUCAUCAGAACAUCAGCAGUAAAUGAUGUGAUGUGUUAACACAGCAUAGUGUCAAAAAAACAAAAGACAAAGCCACUAACUCCCUUUUUGGGGGUUUAUCGUAUCUGUUUGUAGAAUACGUUUAGCCUUUAAAGUAGCUGAAGUCUAAUUGUAGCCCAGUAUAGCUGCCUUUAACUUGGUGCCGUCAGAGUGCUCAUGCAGUAAUCUAUCCAGACAAGCAGGUCUUUGUGUUCAAAUGUUUGUUUUAAGUGUGGUAUGGUUUAGAAGAGGAGGAGGAGGAGGAGAAGAGUGAAGGGGGGUUCAAGGUUCCUUUACUGACUUUUCCAUGUUGUACUUAACAUAUCACAGGUGCUUAAACAUUAACCUGGUUUCCAUGGGCUAAAACACCCCAUAUAAUCUCGGUUAAACAAGCCCACAACAGUCGGCCUGUGCAGUUUCCUCCCUCCAUUAGUUUUUUCCCCCCCUUUGCCCUGUCGUCCAUUUGUGUCUCGAGACUCCAUCUUGUCCACUGAGCUCCCUCACAGGACAUUCCAGACCGAAUAACCAGUAGAAGUGACUCACAGUUUGACUUUAAAUUCAAUUUCGGAGCUAAUUCUGUUAGGGAUUCAGAGCGCGGGUUGGGUGCGUUGUGACUAACAUGGGUGCCCCUGCUGCUGCUGCUCACAUAAGAUCACCGUGCACGUCUUCCUUCAUGGACCCAGUGAGGUUAAUGUUAUUAGAGAUGUUAGGCCCUAUGUAUUCCUGUCCCCUGGUAGUUUUUCCCUCCAUGCUCUGAAACUGAUUGCACUUUUAUUUAUCAACCCCAGUCAGUAUUGUUUGUACCACGCUUUUGUCAUGUGUAGAGAUGAAUGUUUGCUGAUAAGUGCUGUAAACAAAAGUGUAUUUAAGUGCCUUCUGGCUUUUGUUAGUCAAAGAAAGUGUUUGUUUUUUUGUCUAUGUGAAUGUCGAAUGCCCUCUCAAAACAAAAUGUCAUUCAUUUUAGAACAAUCAAUGGGCGAAUACUAGAAUGAUAACCCGAUGCCCUGCGCAGGAAAGGGAGGCAGAGAAAGCGGGAGGCAGAGAGUCUCGUGACAUGUCUUUGAGUGACAGUCAGACUCCAAAAAUGCUGCGGGACAAUCAGAGCGCCUUUCACAGAGCUCUUCAUUUACAGGGCAGUGUCACAUUCCUGCUGCGUCUCCCCAGCUCCACUCUUAUAUUCAGGAGAAAGAACUGGAGGUAGAUCAGAGGACCAGCACAGUGUGUUAUAGUGGCUAACAGUAAAACGCUGUUUUUAUUGCAGUAUGAAACUCUGCCGAUUCCUCACUCUGGUCUGGUGUAUUCAUAUUGUCACUACAAGCUCUGCACACUUGAACAAACAUGACUGUGCAGUGCUCUGACUUUCGAUUCGUGCUAGACAAGAUUGAGUCCAUCUGAGAGUCACUGGGAACUCCCUGACUUCCCCAGACAGGCUGCUCAGCCUGAUGCCAACACUGUCCAGAUGCUGAAUAUUAAUUUGCCUCAAACUUUGCUUCUGGUUUCUGUUAACAAAUAGGAAUUCCUCCUGGACUUGCUCAGCAAAGUUCUGCUUCUGCAUUGUUUACUUUGUUUAUUUUUUCGGUGAUGCUCUACUUUAAGCGAUAUUUGAAAAAAGAAAAUGUAUACGAGUAUUUAUGAAUGGAUGCUGUAUGCUAUUAAACUGAAGACAAAACUUC
Acanthopagrus latus (yellowfin seabream) is the source of this 5208-nucleotide messenger RNA. Its product is annotated as Hermansky-Pudlak syndrome 6 protein. The record is from RefSeq and is a predicted model, not a curated record. Lineage: Eukaryota; Metazoa; Chordata; Actinopteri; Spariformes; Sparidae. Gene Ontology annotation, biological process: melanocyte differentiation; organelle organization; protein localization to membrane. Gene Ontology annotation, cellular component: lysosomal membrane; BLOC-2 complex. The transcript has a single exon. The coding region runs from base 403 to 3162 and encodes 919 amino acids.